Messenger RNA from Rosa chinensis, 1086 nucleotides. RefSeq lists its product as uncharacterized. The record is from RefSeq and is a predicted model, not a curated record. The coding region runs from base 1 to 1086 and encodes 361 amino acids. NCBI's taxonomy places the organism in Eukaryota, Viridiplantae, Streptophyta, Magnoliopsida, Rosales, Rosaceae. Gene Ontology annotation, molecular function: zinc ion binding; nucleic acid binding. The transcript has a single exon.
AUGAAGUUUCAGUGGGGACUGGAUGCUUCGAUCCAGCGCGAUGUCGCUGUUCUGGAAUUGAAAAUUGUGCAGCUUAUUUUCGCUAAGGCUAUGGCCAUUGAGCAGGAAAACCUGACUUUCCAGGAACAGGAAUCGGCCGAGAGGAAUUUUCAUAGAAAGGGAAAGGCAACUGUGGGGAGCAGUAAGGCAUCUGGGAAUCGAGGUGGAUUCUGGAAGCGGCAGAGGACAAAUCAACAGGCGCUGGCUAGGGCUGCACCUGCUAGGAUUGCUAAGGCUGCACCUGUUGGGCAGGGAGCACCCUUGAGAUGCUACAACUACAAGGAGUUUGGCCAUACUACUAAGGCUUGCACAAAACGGAAGAACUUGGCGUGCUUUACUUGUGGCCAAGCGAGGCAUUUCUCCAGGGAUUAUACCCAGCAGCAGGGUAGGGGACAAGGGAACCAGCAGAGGCAACUACCUCAGGGAAAUGCGAGGCUGUUUGCUGUUGGUCAGCAGAAUACCGGAGUGGAAGGUACAUUAUCCUUAUUUGAUUUCCUUGCUAGGGUGUUGUUUGAUAUGGGAGCAUCCCACUCCUUCAUAUCUAGUUCUGUGGUUGAUAUGUUAGGAUCGACUCCUAGGCCUCUUGCUAGACCCUUGAGUGUUAUUUCUCCAGUUGGUGUUUCCCUUGAGUUGUGUAUGUUUUGUGAUGCAUGCCCGAUUUUGAUUGGUGGUAGGGAGUUUACCGCGACUUUGAUUGUGUUAGCAGAUCAUACGUAUGAUGUUAUUUUGGGUGUUGAUUGGCUGAGGCCAAAUCACAUUAUGAUUGAUUGCUUUGAAAUGGUAGUGUCAUUUCAUAUGCCUGGACAGCCAGUGUUUCAUUAUCGGUGUCUUAGGUCAGACACUGGUUUGAGGGCAGGAUUCUUAGCUCAUGUGGAAUCGGUGAGUUGUGCUACAAUUUUGGCAGAGAUUGAUGUGGUCUCCGAGUAUAGUGAUGUGUUUCAGGAGAUACCAUGGUUACCUCCAAGGAAGGUAAUGGAUUUUGCUAUCGAUGUGAUACCAGGUACUGCACCUGUAUCCAUGGCACCUUUUCAGAUGGCACCAACAUAA